AGAAAAUCAAGGUAGAGCUUUAGUUAGAAAGCCCCUCACUGUUCGAAUGAGAAAACAAUGCAUACUGGAUUUAAUUGGAUUAUUGUUUCAAUAGUCAUUCUUAUUCAUGGUUUUGGCGAGUACAUAUCAUUAGUCAAUGGGUUUAAUAUUGAUUUAAAAUCUCCACUUCUCAAAACUGGACCAGAUGGUUCUAGUUUUGGUUUUUCCUUAUUGGGAUAUACUCACUAUUCAGGACAAAAAGGGGUGGUCAUAGGAUCUCCAACAGAGGGAAACAAUGGUGGACUGUUUUGGUGUCCACUUUUGAGGAGCACGUGUAGUCGAAUAGAUAUUGAUCUAGAAAAAGAGACUCAUAUGCAACCUGGACUAAAUGGAGCACUCUUAGGAUAUUCAAUGUCUUCAGCUUUUAACAACAGCCGGGGACCGAUUACUGUUUGUGCACCUCGUCUUUCAUGGUCAUCAGCAGCAUCUGUUUAUUUACCUGGUGGUUGCUUUGAAUUUAAUGAACGUUUAGAAGAGCCUCAAUUAAAUCCUGCACCAAGUGCAAUUUGUUUAAAUGUUAAAGAUUCUGAUAAAUCAAUUGAUCUGAGAUAUUGUACAUUUGGUGCAUCAGUUAAUCAACAUCCUAAUAGGCCAAAACAAUUAUUUAUGGGUGGUCCACAUUUUUAUUUUGAGAAAGGCGUUGGGGCUUCAGUGAAUACAAACACCUUUGAGCGAGUAAUAACUUCAAUUGAAGAUAUUCCUUCAAAUACACUUCUUGGUUCAUCUCUUGACACUACCGAUCGAUUGUAUGCACCAUUACCGGGAUUAAAAUCACAUGAACUGUAUGUGGCUUAUGGUGGUCCAGGUGUACCAAGUAGUGCUGUAAAUAGUUUCACUGAUAAAACAAAAUUUGGCACUGGAAUCGUAUUAAUAUUUCAAAGUAAUAAACAAAAUGGUAGAAAUAAUAUCAAACCAUUAAUGAAAAUAGAAGGACAAAGUUUUGGCAGUCGAUUCGGUCAUUCACUUAUAUUUCUCGAUAUUAAUGGAGAUGGUUGGGAUGAUCUAAUCGUCGGUGCACCUUAUCAAUAUUCCAAUACGACUGUCGGUGGACAUAGAAGACAUGGAGCAGUGUUUAUAUUUUUAAAUAGACAGUCAUAUUUCCAUACACCAGUGGAUGAAGUCAGUGGCGUGGAGUUGUUUAGUUAUAAUUAUCCUGAAACUUUUCAAAUAAUUACACCUCCAUCUCAUAAUUGUGGUAAUUCACAUAUUCCUGGAUUUGGAGCGACAGUUACAAAACUUGGUGAUAUUAAUCACGAUGGUUUUCAAGACUUUGCUGUCGGUGCUCCUUAUGAAGACAACGGUGGUGCAGUCUACAUAUAUCAUGGAAGUAAAUCUGGAAAACUUCAAAAACCAACACAAAUAAUUUGUGCAAAUGAUUUGCAAAGUCCAAGACCAUUAGAAGGAUUCGGAUUUUCACUUGGAUUGAAUGGUGCCGACUUAGAUGAAAAUGGUUAUCCGGAUAUGGCGAUUGGAGCAGCUUUGUCUAGCUCUGUUGCAGUGUUACGAGCUAGACCUGUAGUCAAGCUAAGAGCAUAUUUAACAUUAAUGGAUGGUAGUACUACUUUGCCUAGUUCAUUAAAUUCAUUAGUGGAUUGUACUCAUGAAGCUCAAUCGAUUACUGGAUAUAAAGCUCCGUCGGCUAAAUGUAUUGAUAUGAAAUUAAUUCUCACAUACACCAGUGUUGAUGGUAAAUCUUGCAGUCCACAUAAAACGUAUCCAGUAUCAAUUUUAUUGAAAUACAAUCCAACUAAUGAAUGGAUUACAGAAGGUUGGGAUCAAACUUCAGAAAAUCAUUCACCAAAUUACGAAAGUAAAUGCACCUAUAAUCAAUAUUCAACUAUAAUUUCCAAAAAUAUUAUGAAAGAAUUUUAUAAAAAUUAUACUUUAUCACCAAUUGUCUUUAUACGAGAGAAAAGUUUAUCAGAUAGUGAAAUGAUUGUUAAAGAUUAUUUUAAACGUAAUGAAUCUGCUUAUCUGACGGGUUAUGAUAGUCCUGGUGGUUAUUUACAAUUAGAAGGUAAUGCUUUUUGUCGUGAUCUACACAAAAUAAAAGAGAAUAUACCAUUCAAUCAAGAUGAAUUGAAUUCAGCUAGUACAUUACGAAUAAUAUUUCGAGAUACAUAUUUGAUUGAUCAAACUGAUCGUUUAAAAAUUGGUGUCAAAUGGAUUGCUAAAAUGACUGAACCAUAUCCAUUAGCUGAUCAAAUUGACGAGUAUCCUGUAGCUGAUCCACAUGCAAAUACUGAACUACUUCAAAUAUCUUUUGAUAAUCCCUGUGCAAUUCGACAAUGUUGCCCAACUGUAAGAGUUAGUUAUAAUGUGAAAGUAACCAGAGAUAAAAAUGGACCUGUUGUUUAUGUGGGUGAUGAUAAUAAUCAAACAAUUGAAUUAUCUGUUCGUGUAACAAAUAUUGGCAAUGAUUUAGUUUAUGCUACUGGAUUAGUCAGUAAUUUUCUACCAAAUUUAUUGGAACUUGAUUCAACUCUAAAAGAAGCCAGUUUAAUUCAACCGGAUACAGCAAUCUGUCAUCUUCAGUAUCCAUUAGCUUCUGGUGAAUCAAGUGAAUGUAUGAUACGAUGGCUUGUAAUCGGACAUCAGUUAGCUGUACAAAUGGCUAAGUUUCAUGUAAAUAGUACUGUAUUAAUAAGUUCUAAUAAUCCCAUACAAGUUGAAGGACAAUUAAAUAAUGAAUUACAAGUAAAUAUUAAAAUGAUUGUCAAUGUUUCAGUGUUUGGAACAACUGAACCGAAUACAAUUUACUUUAGUGGAAAUGUUAGUGACGGGAUUAGUUCAAUGACAGCAGAAAAUCAAAUUGGUGAUGUUAGAAUUGUUGGUAAAUUUACUGUACGAAAUUUACGUAAACAUAGUUUAAUACCAGCAUCACGUCUGAUCAUCGACUGGCCUUUUGAAUUCGCUGGGCUCAUCAAUGAACCACAUGGAAAAUAUCUUCUCUACUUGCUUGAAAAUCCUUAUGUAAUUCAACAUGCGCUUACAAUUCCUGGUCAAACAGUGGACAAUGAAACUAGUGUUGUUUGUGAUUCUAAAGCAUUACAGAAAGUUGUUAAUCCACAUAAUUUCCGAAUAUUUUCUAGACUAAGAAAAUCGAAUGAUGGUGUACCAGUACGAACUGCGUCAAUUAAUAUCCCUUCAGACAACCCUUCUCCGUAUCCCCCAUUAUCAGACAAAAUGAUCUUGGAACCAGUUCCUGAUCGUUUAGCAGAUUCAAAGAAAUUAGUUGAUCGAAAAAUGACUACAAUUAGUUGUUAUAAUGGACGUAUACGAUGUGUACCAAUUAUUUGUGAUUUAGGCAAGUUAUCCUAUAAAGCUGGACCGAUUACACUUGAAUUUAUCGCUAGACUCUGGGAAAAUACAAUGCGAGAAGACUUUUUAAAAGUAUUUUUAACUAAACUACAUCUGACUGCAACAUGGAAAGCUGAUGUUAAAUAUGGCAUUGACCUUGGCGGUUCAGAUUAUGCACAAGAUACAGUAAGUCAAUGGAAUUAUACACAGAUUUUAUCCGUGUUUCCACUUGAUUUUAUUUUUGAAUCAAUUAUGCAUUAUUUUAGCUUUAAGCAGUUUAAUAAUAAUUGUGAUGAUGAAUUUUGUCCUAAAUAAAUAACAAUUGUUAUCAUCCUUAAACCUAUUAUAACUGACUAAUAUAUUUAAAUUAUAACUAAAUAAACAAUGAAAUACUGCGAUAUAUGCUACUCGUGUCUGUCGACAUAAGUAGUAUGUAACACCGAUUAGAAGUGUUAUGCCUGUCAAAAGAAGGUUGAGAAGAGUGAACUAGAGAAAACAGAGGAAGAAAUGAAAAGGAAUUAAGAAUGGAAAGAAUCAUCAAGGAUGUAAAGGACAAUAGAUGAAAGAUUUGUAAAUAAAGUAUUUGACAUCUGGUUGUCAUAUUUUACCAAAGAACUGUAAUUUUUGACCAAGAAAUCUAUCCAUCUAUUAUUGAGUUGUCAUUACAUUAAAAUAUCAGUCAAAUAACGAGUAUGAUAGUAUAUUGAUGCUGUUACACUCACAAUACGCAAAUAGUUGGAAUUUAAUUUAUCUAUAUAAAUUGAAACCGACGAAGAAAUUUUAAUGAUAGAUUUCAUAAAGAUUCUACCUAAACCAACUGUUAUGUAUACUUUAUUGUUUAAAUUCGAUAGAUUUCAAAAUUAAUGUAACAAUAGCUUGUAGUAAUCAGCAGUUAAACAUAUGAGAUUUCAGAUUAAUUUCGAUAAAAUGAUGCUUCAAUGAUUGCAACAAAUACUAGAUGUAUUGUAUUUUAUACGUCAAAAAGAAAAUUCAACAUAAGUGUUAGAAUUAUUAAUCUUCACAUCGGACAGUUUUAUAAGUGAAAUUCUUCUUAGUAUUUAUUUUGAGUAUCACAAGAAAUUAUUCUGUUAGAAACAAUAUUCCCAAGGUAUUCAAAUUAAAACCCUACUUUAUUUUACUGUUUGUCUGAUAAACUCGAAAGUGUACUCGAAAUUUGGACAAUGUAGUCAUAAUAAUUAUACUCACUUCAUUCAAUACAAGAUGUUUGAUUACAGUAAAUGAUUAUUAUCAUGAAAUAUAUCAUAUUACAAAAAGUUUCGGAACAGUGAUAAACUACUAUUCAUAUUCACCCGUAACUUUUUUUACAAUCUACAUUGCUAUCAUGACAUCUCUUUUCAUCUGUGGAAUAUAUUUGAUGUCUGAAUUCUAUAGUAUUUGCCUUUUGUGUUUCUCCGAAUUACAAAAUAGGAGCGAAAUAUGUAAACUAUCACGAUAGAUCUUCUUAAGUUUCUCAAAAAUUAGAUUCGCAAGAGGUUGUAAACAUUCUAUGAAAGUGUGUAAAUAUAUGUCAUUGGUAAAAACGAUUAGUUAAGUAAAACGAAAAUAGGAACAUAUAUGGCAGUAACUGCCUGUUUAUUAAAAUAGUUGACCCAUGAAAUUGAUCAGACUACUACAUUAGAUUACCAUUAAUUUGUAUUUCACUUUUACAUAUUGAACUUCUGAUGAUAAUGUGUUAGUGAAAACUUACCUGACUGUUUGACAAGCGGCCAAUAUCAAUGGAAAGUUUUAAUACAAAAUAAACCAUGAAUAAUACAAAGAUUUAUAAACCGACUGAUUUAUUUUUUAUUUAUUUAAACACAAAAAUAUUGGUAAAAAAGGGAACCAAAAUAAAUAUGGGCCACAAAAUAAGAGAGGGUGAGUGUAAAGAAAUAGGGGAGGGAAGGCGAGAAUAGUAAAAAACUAAAUAAAUGAAAAGAAACAAGUGAACAAAGGUAGUAUACCAUUGGUAAGGCAGUCUAAUCAAGAAAUACAUUACCGGAAAGAAUUUUUUCAAUUAGAGUUCCUUUCAUUUUUGUAAAGAAAGUAAAAGAAAAUUACAGGAAGACCUCUACUGGCUCUUAUUCUAUCGAUAUCGGAUCAUGUCUCAGGUCACUGUGUCGGGCUAUUUGUAGAACCUCAACUACAGAGUCAUGAAGGACCAACCGAUACCAGUCCUGUACAACUUUCCUUCAUACCACGGUACCGUGUCAUACAUUGCUCAUCUCUCCGUUUUUCUCAAGCAUUCUCAGCGUCGUAAAACAAUGCAUGAUGUAGAAUUCACGGGACUGACAAAAUGACUCGUUUUUCUAAUUGAGAUUAUUUAUCGGAAAGCUUUAUGGAAACGUAACAUUGGAGAUAUAAAAUUAUUAUCAUUGUUUUAUCUAAAUGACGCCAUAGUAGCUAGAAAUGCAUCCAUGUUUGAAAACUAGGAAGCAACAUGAAUACAUGUAAAUAAAUUAUGAUAAAUACAAAUAUAUUGGAAAAAUAGUGUAUAACUUGCAAUGACUUUUAAACAGCAUUGUAAGGCAGUGGUGACAUUUUUAAAAUGAAUUUCAAAAAACUUACUUAUUUGAUCUUACUACACAUGUUUAUAAUAAUAUUAAUUUAUUCAAACAUUAUCGGUACCUCAAUUGUUCUCUUCAAUUGCCUAUAUAUAUUUGAAUAAUGAUUAUUAUCUUUAAUUCUGAGCUACAAGUCAUAAUUAUAGUAAAAAUUUCCAUUACGCCAUUUGGUAAUUAAAGAAGGAACGAAUUGAGCGAAGAAAUUUCUUUUCAAUUAGUUUUUCAUCAUGGCUCUACACUAGUAUAUAUAUGAUUUACAAUAAUGAUAUAAUACUCAUCGAAUAGAUACGUUACGUAAUAGUUACAUAAUGACAUUUAAAUUAACAUUGAGUAGUUGGAAGAAAGAGGAUUAUUAAUAAUCAAAGUAAUUAUUAAAUCAAGAAGUUGCUACGUUGCGUAAUAUAUGAAAAGAGAAGGAACAGAAUUUGAUAAUGGAUGCUCAAUAGAAUAGUAGUUACGUAAGAAUCAAAAGAUGAAUGUUGAGAAGUUAUAAAGUUCAAAAGCAACAGAAACAAAAUUACAAAAGUUAAAAUUAAAAAAAAACAAGUGGAAGGAGUAUGAAAAAUAGUUGUAUUGAAGGAAAUCUUAUACUGAUGGCCAGGGCAUAGAAAGUGGUUGUACCAGUGUACUAGUGUAGAGCCAUGAUGAAAAACUAAUUGAAAAGAAAUUUCUUCGCUCAAUUCGUUCCUUCUUUAAAUACCAAAUCAUAAUUACUUUAAUUUGUAAUCAACUAAUCUAAACUAUUUUCAACUAUUUCAAGUUAAUAUAAACUGAUUUUAAAUGACUAUUAAUGAAGUCCAUUAGUGUUGUUGUACUUCAUAGAAUAGAUUGUACAAAUGUUAAAUUAUAUUCAGCUAAAUAUUUUUUUUCUAGAAAUCGACUAAUAUGAGGAUAUUUUUCAUCACGAUAUAACAUUAUUUGCACAAUCCGUAUAGACCGGGAAGCACUGAAUAAAUAUUCGUUUUCUAAUUUAAAAAUGAACUCGGCGCCCAAAUAUUGUGAAACUAUUCGUUUAAAUUUAGACGAAAGUUCUUAUUUAUUAAAAAUGAAAUGUUACAAAAUUAUACACUCCAUCAGUGAUCAAACUUUCAGACUAGGCUAUCAAGUUUAUUAACAAAUUAGUCAUUAUUUCGAUCAUUUGUGUUUGGCAAAUGAACAGAUCCUUAUUAUCAAUAGCUGGGUUCUAAUUGGGUAGCUGAAUGAUAAUGUUUACCAUAAAACUUAAUGGUCCUUGAUUUGACCUUAUAUCAAUUGAAGAGUUUUGAACUAGAACAAAUUAAAUAUUCAGUUCACCUACAUACCUAAGAUUUAAAAAUGUUAACCUAUCCAAUGGUUAAAUAAAAUCAUAUUCUUGAUAAAACUUGAACUAACCAAAUACUUAUAUAAAAUAAGAAAAUCGAUAGCUCAAAAGAUUUUUAAAGUUCCUUUUGUUCCCAAUGCUGUAAAGAUGUAAAAAAACAACACCGAUGAAAUUUUAAGGUGAGUAAUAUAUUCUGUCUUCUAAAGUAAUCACAACUUUUUAAAAUAGGAUUUCACCAUAUAACUGAUACAAAUUUAUUUCAUCAUCAAAUUAAUAUGUAUUUGCGUUUUAACAAAAUUAUAUUCUAAUCUAAAUAAUAAAUGGAGUACCAUCAUUUAAAGUUAUUAUAAGAUUAAAAAAGCCUUCUUACAUAGAAUGAAUAAAAUAUUCACUAGAAUAUCACACUGAAGAUAAAAUGGUAUUCAUGUACAGAUCUGCAGUAAUUAACAAACAGUUCAUAUUUAAUGAUUAAUAUCAGACCUUGAAUCUCUUGUAGACUAUUUCUCUUAGAAUGUGGCAAAAUAUUGAAUAAUAAUAAUAAUAAUAGUAAUAGUGCCCCCAAAUGCCCUGGUACGGCCAAGAGUGGGGAGAGUCCGCUCUCCCUCUAGAAAUGCUCUCACAUGGCCACACGUAUAUAGCCUCUGCCAGGGAAGUCCUACUCACUGCCUUCUCGUGGCGGGGGUGUUGUUUACGAAAACGAAAGGACGAAAAGCGAAUGUCUGGCGCUUUAACCGGAUUCCAAACCAAUGGUGCACAUGGGCUCCAGUAUCCUGCGGGAACAAAUGGCGUAUGAACCAAUCGUUGGUCACCGGCUUCCAUGGGACUGCAUCUCCUUACGAUGCUCCACUGCUUUGUGGAUCAGACUCUCAGGUCGAAGGCUCGGGGUGUGGCCCCCUAAGAAAACCACCUGCUUCGGUUUGGGCACCCGGGCAGUAUCACAGCCCUCACACAUAUCAAAUGAGAUUUGUGUGGCGCAUAUGUAUUUGGUGCCUCCUUGUACCAAUAUCUAUGUGUUGAAAUAAAUAAAUAGUAAUAGUAAUAAUAAUAAUAAUAAUAAUAAUAAUAAUAAUAAUAAUAAUAAUAAUAAUAAUA
Messenger RNA from Schistosoma margrebowiei, 8292 nucleotides. NCBI's taxonomy places the organism in Eukaryota, Metazoa, Platyhelminthes, Trematoda, Strigeidida, Schistosomatidae. The record is from the annotation of a GenBank genome assembly.